GCUAUUGGACUACAUUUCCCAGAAGGCCAAUGGGCCCUGUUGCUCUUCUCGCCGGAACUCCAAUGUUAGUUCGGAGGGAUGCGAGACCUUAGUCUCCAGAGAAUCUGCUUUAGAUCUGCAGGUUACCACCAGGCAAGACCGCAAGGGCCUCAGUUGCUUCAGGAGGCAGAGAUUGGAAGGAUUGCAGUUGGAUGCCAGCUCAGGCAUGAAACAUCGUGAAACUCCUUCUCAAGUAAUAGGGAUCUGUGACAUUCACAGAUGUGUCUAUAGACUUCUCUCAUGAGGAAUGGGAAUUCCUGGACACUGGUCAAGUGAAUUUGUACAAAGAAGUGAUGUUGGAGAAUUUCAGCAACCUGGUUUCAGUGGGACUUUCCAAUUCAAAGCCAGCGGUGAUAUCUUUAUUAGAACAAGGAAAAGAACCCUGGAUAGUUGACAGAGAGGUGACCAGAGGGCUGUGUUCAAGCUGGAAAUCUAUGGGUGAGCCUGAAGAAUUUGCCCCUAAACAGGAGCUUUGUCAAGCACAGCCAUGUCAGAAGAUAACAGGAGAAUUGGCAGACAUUGGCCUUGACUACUCCAGCUUAAAAGAAGAGUGCAAAUGUGAGGGCAAUUUGGAGAGACAACCAGGAAAUGAGAAGACAAGUUAUAAAAAAGAAACAGUCACUUACGAAGAAGCCCUUCUUAACAAACAAGAGUAUGACAAAUUUUGGGGAAGUUUCCAUCAGAACUCCCUGCUUCCCAUACAACAGAUAAUUCCCAAACAGGAGAAAGUAUAUAACCAGGACACUCAUAAGAAUACCUUUAAAAAGGCUUUCAUGGCUAUUAAGCCCAAAAGUGUCUUUGCAGGGAAGAAAGUUUUGAAAUGCAAUGAUUGUGAAAAAGUCUUCACCCAGAGCUCAUCCCUCACGCUCCAUCAAAGAAUCCAUACUGGGGAGAAACCCUAUGAAUGUGCAGAAUGUGGGAAAGCCUUCAGCCAGAGAUCCAACCUUGUCCAACACCACAGAAUUCAUACUGGAGAGAGACCCUAUGAAUGUAAAGAGUGUAAUAAAGCCUUUAGUCAGAAUGCACAUCUCCUUCAACAUCUGAGAGUUCACACUGGAGAAAAGCCUUAUGAAUGUAAGGUAUGUAGGAAAGCCUUUGGCCAGUUUGCUUACCUUGCCCAGCAUCAGCGAGUUCACACUGGAGAGAAACCCUAUGAAUGUAUUGUAUGUGGGAAAGCAUUCAGCAAUAGGUCCUCUAUUGCCCAGCAUCACAGAGUUCAUACAGGAGAGAAGCCUUAUAAAUGCAAUGUGUGUGGGAAAGCAUUUAGCCUGCGUGCAUACCUAACUGUACAUCAGAGAAUACACACGGGAGAGAGGCCCUAUGAAUGUAAGGAGUGUGGGAAGGCCUUCAGCCAGAAUUCACACCUUGCUCAGCACCAGAGAAUUCACACUGGAGAAAAACCUUACAAAUGUCAACAAUGUAGGAAAGCCUUUAGCCAGAUUGCCUACCUCGCUCAGCAUCAGAGAGUUCAUACUGGAGAGAAACCCUAUGAAUGUAUCAAAUGCGGAAAGGCUUUUAGCAAUGAUUCAUCCCUCACUCAACACCAGAGAGUUCAUACUGGAGAGAAACCCUAUGAAUGUAACGUGUGUGGGAAGGCUUUCAGUUACUGUGGCUCUCUCUCCCAGCAUCAGAGGAUACACACUGGGGAGAGACCCUAUGAAUGUAAGGAAUGCAAGAAGAGCUUCAGGCAGCAUGCACAUCUUACACAUCAUCAGAGAAUUCACGUAGGAGUGGUGUUCUCUAGACCCAAUCCAGGCAAUCACCAUGUCCUAUAAUUCUGUCUCUAAUAUUUCUGCAUUAUGUAAUUUUUCUGAUUUUUCAUGUUGUCACCU
Molecule: messenger RNA, 1871 nt
Organism: Dipodomys spectabilis (banner-tailed kangaroo rat)
Lineage: Eukaryota; Metazoa; Chordata; Mammalia; Rodentia; Heteromyidae
Product: zinc finger protein 570-like
Exons: 6
Coding region: 333-1814 (493 amino acids)
Biological process (GO): regulation of DNA-templated transcription
Source: RefSeq, a predicted model, not a curated record